Eremomyces bilateralis CBS 781.70 is the source of this 1331-nucleotide messenger RNA. RefSeq lists its product as uncharacterized. The transcript is spliced from 3 exons. The record is from RefSeq and is a predicted model, not a curated record. The coding region runs from base 23 to 1183 and encodes 386 amino acids. Lineage: Eukaryota; Fungi; Ascomycota; Dothideomycetes; Eremomycetales; Eremomycetaceae.
GCUUGAACAACCCAGUUCUACCAUGUUAUUCCAUUUUCUCAAUCAACAAGCUGUAUUCCGCCAGUUGUAUCCAUCACCAAGCACUAUACCAGUCCCAUUUGUCGCCAACAUGCCAACAGAUAAGGAAAUGGCACAGUUCUGCUAUUCAAUGCUUCGACAGCUUGACCUCAAAAUCAUCGAUUGGAACGAAGUCGCUCGACGUCACCAUAUCACAAACGGCCAUGCCGCUCGCAUGCGUUUCUCUCGCUUCCGACAGCAAAUGGAAGGUACUCUCCCACGACGUCUGCCGACCGGAAACCCUCGCGGGCGCCCCCCUCGAAGGCCGUGGGGCGAGGAGGAUGCGUAUCUUUCGAAGACAGGGGGAAGGCGAGUAGAUGCCAAGGGAAUGCCAGAGUCUGAUGACGAAGAUGUACCAAUCUGGCUUGUGUCUGAGGAACGGAAGCGGAGACUGAGAGUAGAAAAUGGGACCAACGGCCAAUGGACAGCCUUCAAAUCUGAACCAUUGAUCAAGAGCGACCCGAUGCAGGUGGUGCCCUCGAUUCCAGCGGAGCACAAUACAUUUGCCGCAGAAGGUUCCCAGUCUGCCACACUUUCACCGCCGGGCAUCGUUCCCCAGAGCCCAUUCAUGAAUAUUCUGCCGGCGGUACCGAGAACAGAGACAAUGGGCGGGUUGGAACCUGAAGUGCCGGUGGUGGGCAUGAGGAAUGAGACGGCACCAACUGUAUCGACUCCCGUGGAAAGCGAACCAAUUCAAGCGGUCGCAGAUCAUACCGCCUCCACGCAACUUCCAGAUCUGAUCUCAGCAUUUGGUGGGAAUCAGGAGCAGUCGACCGCUGAUCCAUCCUACCGAGACUCGAUGCCGCCAAUCAAACGGGAGUCUGAAGCCGAUUAUGAAACUGAACAUCUGGCUGUGUAUGCGAGAAUCCCGACGAUUAAGCAGGAGAUUGCAGAGGAGCAUGUUCAACAAGAUUAUCCGAUUCAGAUGGGUCAGAUGAACCAGAUGCAGAUGCCGUUGGUGAGGUAUGACUAUCCACGACUUCCGACCACGAUUCGAGACGAUCCAAUGUCAAUUCAACACAACCAUGUUCACCCAGAUGUAAUGAUUCCGGGCAAUGGAGGCAGGAGUAUGGAUAUUGGGCUUGUUGAGGCUGGAAUGGGACCAGAAGGAGCUAGUUGGAUGUAAUGCGAUUGUCUGCGACAUUGGUGUCUAUUUCAAGGAUUCGCUGGAUCAAGUUUUCUAGAAGUAUGGCUCGUUUCCUACCCAACUUUUCGCAUGAGGCAUUACCAAUAGCGAAACAGUGUCCAUCAGAUAGUAUAUUCAUCAAGUAAAG